Messenger RNA from Ogataea angusta, 1161 nucleotides. RefSeq lists its product as uncharacterized. The coding region runs from base 1 to 1161 and encodes 386 amino acids. Gene Ontology annotation, cellular component: mannan polymerase complex. The transcript has a single exon. Lineage: Eukaryota; Fungi; Ascomycota; Pichiomycetes; Pichiales; Pichiaceae. The record is from RefSeq and is a predicted model, not a curated record. Gene Ontology annotation, molecular function: alpha-1,6-mannosyltransferase activity. Gene Ontology annotation, biological process: protein N-linked glycosylation.
AUGGUAAAGAGCGCUCAGAGACCCCAGCUCAGGAAGCGUAGCGUGCUCGUUGCACUGCUGCUUUGCCUCACCGCCCUUUUUAGCUCGUUUGCCACUAAACUGUACCUAACAAGGGCUCCAGAGUCUCACGAGCUCUCCCAGACGUAUCUCUACCGCCUGCAAUUUGAAGCGUCGCCAAAAUACAAAGCUAACCCCUACUACGAGGGAGCCAACCCGUGGGAUGUAAUGACCACCUAUAGACGGCUCACGCGUAUGUUUCCCUACACGAAGAGCCCUGGAGGUAUACCCAAAAAGAUUUUCCAGAUGUGGAUCACCCCUGGCGAGCUGGAUGAAAAUACUAUUCCUUAUCCCGAGUACAGGCAGACGUGGCGGGACAAGAACCCAGACCACGAGUACAAGGUUCUUUCUGGCGAGGACCUGAAGAGCGCUGUGAAAAGUGCGUUUGAGCACACUGUUCCCGAAGUCUGGGAAGCCAUGGACACCAUGCCAUUAAUGAUACUGCAGUCUGAUUUUUCGCGUUAUUUGAUGUUGUUUCUAGAGGGCGGCGUCUGGGCAGACCUCGACACCACUUGCGACCGCCCUAUCAGCAAGUGGUAUCACAACCUCGUUGACUACAAUAUCCGGUUCGUGGGCUCUGUGGAGCACGACGUCAAUGACGACUCGUGGCCAAGCUUGACAAGCAGACGGUUGCAGUUCGAAAACUGGGCUUUUACGAGCGACAGGUUCCAUCCCGUUUUGGCCAUGGUGAUUGCACAUGUCAUCAGAAUGCACUUCACAGUCAUGUACGAGGGAAACCUCAACAUGUAUAGCGAUGGCAGCGACGCUAAGGCUUGCAACCGUCUGUCGGUUAUCGAUUGGACAGGACCCGGCGUGUUCACAGACGGAAUCUACAGAUACAUGAACAAGGCUGAAGAGCGGGAAUUCGUGGACAUUGAUCUCAGGAGGUACAACGCUGAGGAAGAAUUGUAUGGCCCAGGCACAGGCGACAAAAUAAACUGGCGCGGUUUCUCUGGGCUGAAUGCACCUGUUAUUUUCAACAACGACGUGUGCAUUUUGCCCAAGUCAGGAUUCCGCUGCACCAGCGACUUUGACGAGUCUGUCGAGGAGUACUGCUACCUGACGCACCAUUUUGCCAGAUCGUGGUUCUCCGAGGUGGAGUGA